Messenger RNA from Spinacia oleracea (spinach), 1695 nucleotides. Its product is annotated as molybdenum cofactor sulfurase. The transcript has a single exon. The record is from RefSeq and is a predicted model, not a curated record. NCBI's taxonomy places the organism in Eukaryota, Viridiplantae, Streptophyta, Magnoliopsida, Caryophyllales, Amaranthaceae. Bases 1 to 1695 code for a protein of 564 amino acids.
AUGAAAUUAUGCUCCAAAAUUUGCAAAUGUUAUUGUUGCUUAAAUCCAGUACUGAGUUUCCCAACUUCUUUUGAUCAUCAAAACUCAGAAAACUACAAUUCUUCAACUCUGCAAUAUGACUUUGCAACUGCCACCACUUCAUCUCUUUACCCCCAUACUCAAUUCACUAACCCUGAUUCACUCCCCACUUUACAGGAAUCAUUCCGGAGUUUCACUCGAUCAUUCCCUCACUACCUCACCACGGUGGAAGCCGAUCAAAUACGCGCCCACGACUACCGCCAUCUUUUCCUUUCUUCUCAUGUUUGCCUUGAUUAUAGUGGUCAUGCCCUCUUCUCCUCCUCCCAACAAAGUCAACAACAACAUCAUCAACAACAACAACAACAACAACAACCACAACAUCAACAACAAAAUGGUGAGUUUGUUGCUUCUUCUUCAUGUUCUUCUACCCCUUCUAAUGAUCCUUGUUCGAAAAAAGUUGAGGAGAUUGAGAGUAAACUCAAGGGGAGAAUCAUGAGGUAUUUGAAUGUCUCAGAAGAGGAUUACUCCUUAUUUUGUACUUCCAACCAAACAUCCUCUUUCGGAAUCAUGGCAGAAUCAUACCCUUUCCAAACUAAUAACAAUCUUAUUACAGUAUAUGAUCAUGAAAAUGAAGCAAUAGAAGCUAUGGUUAAGACCUCAAAAGGAAGGGGAGCUCGAGUUUCGUCGGCCGAGUUUAAAUGGCCUAAGUUAAAGAUUCAUUGUAAUAAACUAGAGGAGAUGUUAUUAGGGAGUGUUAAAAAGAAGAAGAUGAACAAAGGGUUGUUUGUUUUUCCUGUCCAAUCAAGAGUGAGUGGAGCAAGAUACUCUUACCAAUGGAUGAGUUUAGCUAGGGAUAAUGGGUGGCAUGUGUUACUUGAUGCUAGUGCCCUUAACCCUAAGGAAAUGGACACUUUAGGGCUAUCCUUAUUUCAACCCGAUUUCCUCAUUUGUACAUUUUAUAAGGUUUUCGGGCAAGACCCAUCCGGGUUUUCUUGCCUACUUGUUAAGAAAUCGAUAUCUUCGACACUUAACCUUUCGAGUAUUUCAUCCUCACCUAGAAUUAUGACCCUGACUCAUAUUACAAAAGAUGGUCAAAGGGAAAUAAACGAAUGUGAUGGUAUAGAGUGUAAAGGACUAGACCAAGCAGACGCGCUUGGUCUAGUCCUGGUUAGUAAUAGGAUAAGGUGUUUGAUCAAUUGGUUAACCAAUGCAUUACUAGCCCUUUAUCACCCACACUCGGAUAAAGGGGUACAACUAGUACAAGUGUACGGGCCUCGAGUCAAGUUUGACCGAGGAUCUUCCUUAGCUUUUAAUAUGUUUGAUUGGAAAGGGGAAAGGGUAGAUCCGAUGUUAGUGCAAAAACUCGGGGAUAGGAACGACAUUUCGGUUGGUUGUGGGUUGUUGAAGCAUGUUUGGUUCUCAGAGAGGUAUGAAGUUGAGAAGGAAAAGGUUUGUAGUAAAGAAGGGAGCAGCAGAAAAGGUAAAGGGAAGAAGAAAAGGGAAAGUACAGGAAAUGAAGAUGGGAUAGCGGUUGUUACAGUUAAUAUUGGUUUCUUAACUAAUUUUGAAGAUGUGUAUGUUUUAUGGAAAUUUGUUUCUAAGUUUUUGGAUGCUGAUUUUGUUGAGAAAGAGAGGUGGAGAUAUACAGCUCUUAAUCAGAAAUCUUUUGAAGUAUAA